AUGCCAAGUACACCACCUGGACCUCGUUCCUCACGGAGCACCUCUCAACAACCAGACCCAUUGGGUACUCCCUUAUAUCUUCAUAGACCAGACGCGUAUGUCACGCCAGGAAACUAUACUACGCCACCACCUACCUUAAAAUUAUUUCCAACCCACUUAAAGAACAAUAGUAGUACACAUGCCUCUUCAACUAGUACCUCCGUACGACAGUUAGUUUUUAGUUCUCCUUUCUUUAGUAGCAGAGACAGCGUGGGAAGUAGUGCAUUCAGUAAUUAUAGCACUGAAACGAAAACAGAGGAUCGAAUGCGUUACUGGAGAAACGCCGCGCUUCAAUACCACAUGUAUGAGACUGCUGCUUUUUGGGGGAAUAAAUUGGCGAGCAUAACUGGCAAUCCUGAUGAUGUGUAUUGGUUGGCACAAAUAUAUUUCAUGAUGGGUCAAUAUGCCCGGGCGCAUAGUUUAUUAUGGAAUUUGCUUGAGACAAGUACUGCUUGUAGAAUAUUAGCGGCAGAGUGCAGUAUUAAACUGGAAAAAUAUCAAGAAGUAUUUGAUAUUUUAUACGAAGAAAACCCGCCAGAAAUCACUGAAAAAGCUAAUGAUCAUCUAGAUGGAUCAAUAAAAUUGGAAGCAUAUAUGUGUUACCUCCGCGGAUAUGCUUAUGCGCAACAAGCAAAUUUGGAUCAAGCAAAGAAAAAUUAUAAAUUAGCAGUGGUUUUGGAUGUUAGAUGCUUUGAGGCUUUCAAUGCUUUAAUUUCUAAUCAUAUGAUGACGAGUAAAGAAGAAUGGGAAUUUUUAAAUUCACUCGAAUUUGAAGAACAAUGUGGAAAGGAAGAUGGCAGAUUCAUAAAAAUGAAUUAUAUGUCUAUGUUGAAGAAGUAUGAUCAUGUUAAAGAGAUUGAGGAGGCAAGAGAAGAACUCGAAAAAACAUAUUUAUUGGUCGAUAACGCUGAUGUGAUGCUGAGUCGAGCCGAGCAAUUAUAUGCUCAAUGCCAGUUUAAAGAUUGUCUAGACGUCACUACAAAAAUUCUUGAUGUCGAUACACACAACCAAGCAUGCCUCCCGAUACACAUAGCAUGUCUACAUGAGUUACGUGAGAAAAACAGAUUGUUUUUAUUAUCGCAUGAGCUUGUGGAACAUUAUCCGGAUGCGGCAGUCACUUGGUUUAGCGUGGGCUGUUAUUAUUACUUAAUUGGACAGAACGACGAAGCUCGGAAGUAUUUUAGCAAGGCUUCAACAAUGGAUUCACGGUGUGGUGCUGCAUGGGUGGGAUUUGGACAUUCUUUCGCAGUGGAAUCGGAGCAUGAUCAAGCUAUUACCGCUUAUUCAACUGCAUCAAGAUUUUCCCACUUGCCGACAUUAUUCAUAGGAAUGCAACAUUUACAAGCCAACAACUUCAUUUCUGCAGAAGAAUAUCUGUUCACUUCGUAUCAGAUAUGCACAGGUGAUCCACUCGCACUUAAUGAAUUGGGCGCAUUAUAUUAUCAUAAAAAUCAGUAUAAGGAGGCAAUUGAAUACUUUGAGCGUGCACUUAGUCUAGUUGUAGCCACUAAAUCACGUACACAAGUAAAGGAGACGACGUGGAUGAAUCUUGGUCACGCUUAUCGAAAAACGGGUAAACUUGAUAUAGCAGAAUCAUAUUUCCAAAAAGUUGCAGCGAUUUCACCGCCAAAUGCAAAUGCACUAUCCGCUAUCGGUUACAUUUAUCACAUCAAAGAGAAUUACUCGCAAGCUGCCAUGUAUUAUCACGAGGCUCUUGGAAUCAAGCCUUCUGAUCUAAUAACACAGGAUUUACUCGGUAAAUGCCUAGAAAGUAUGGUAAAAAGCAAUCAGUCCUUAAUUGAUUAG
Molecule: messenger RNA, 1845 nt
Organism: Ambispora gerdemannii
Lineage: Eukaryota; Fungi; Glomeromycota; Glomeromycetes; Archaeosporales; Ambisporaceae
Source: the annotation of a GenBank genome assembly